Messenger RNA from Bombus huntii, 3287 nucleotides. RefSeq names its product protein HIRA homolog (gene Hira). Lineage: Eukaryota; Metazoa; Arthropoda; Insecta; Hymenoptera; Apidae. The record is from RefSeq and is a predicted model, not a curated record. Gene Ontology annotation, molecular function: nucleosome binding; protein binding. Gene Ontology annotation, biological process: DNA-templated transcription; chromatin remodeling; regulation of DNA-templated transcription. Bases 465 to 3053 code for a protein of 862 amino acids. Gene Ontology annotation, cellular component: HIR complex; nucleus. The transcript has 11 exons.
AUACAAAAUAAUUCAAGAAGAUAAAAAUAAAAAUAAACCCAAAAUAUAGAAUAAAAAUCGAUCAUCUGAGAUUUAGAUAUUUGGAAAAUUGAUUUUAAAAUACGUAUAUUUUGUAUAUAGCAUACAAUCUUUGAGUAAUCUUUAUAAUAUUCACCAUGCUUAUAUUGGUAGUCCUGUUGUAAGACAGUAUAUUGCAUACAAGUAAACAAUGUGUAUAAAUCGUUUUUUAUUAAAAAGUACGCGACAUUUCUAUGUAUUACGAUAAUACACCUUUCAUGUUUUCAUAGAAAUUCGCCAAAAUGUAUUGCCGGUAGUAAAAUGUGUUUGGAUUCUAAUUUAAGGUUAUACUACAUAAUAAAGAGUUAUAUUUUAGAAAAUUUAGAUUCUAAUUGAAUGUUACAGUGCUUAAAAUCAAUUAUGGAUAAUAAUCAUUGAAUCGACAAAGUUUUAAUAGAUACAACAACAUGAAACUAGUAAAACCUAAUUGGGUUACGCACGAUGGAUAUCCAAUUUUUUCCGUGGAUAUACACCCAGAUGGAAAAAGGCUUGCUACUGGUGGGCAAGGUGGAGAUUCUGGAAGGGUUGUUAUAUGGAAUAUGGAGCCAGUAAUUAGUGAAAUUGCUGAAUUAGAUGAAAAUAUACCAAAAAUGUUGUGUCAAUUAGAUAAUCAUCUUGCUUGUGUCAAUUGUGUAAGAUGGAGUAACAAUGGUUUGCUAGCAUCAGGUGGUGUAGAUAAACUGAUCAUGAUUUGGAGAUUGUCAGGUGGGUCAGGUGGAAGUUCAAUAUUUGGUGGAAAAUCCAGUAUUGAAACAUGGCGUUGCAUAGCUACAUUACGUUCUCAUGAAGCUGAUGUACUUGAUCUUGCAUGGGCACCACAUAGUCCGUGGUUAGCUUCUGCAUCAGUGGACAAUAGCGUAAUUGUGUGGGAUGCAUCAAAAUUUCCAGCUAUAGUAGCUGUAUUAAAGGGCCAUACAGGAUUUGUAAAAGGAAUUACAUGGGAUCCAGUAGGAAAAUAUUUGGCAUCACAAUCUGAUGAUAAGACGUUAAGAGUAUGGCGUACGACAGAUUGGACAGAAGCAGCAUUGAUAUCAGAACCAUUUGAUGAAUGUGGUGGAACAACACAUGUUCUAAGACUUUCUUGGAGUCCAGAUGGACAAUAUUUAGUAUCAGCUCAUGCAAUGAAUGGUGGAGGUCCCACAGCUCAAAUAAUUGAAAGAGAUGGAUGGACACAAGAUAAAGACUUUGUUGGUCAUCGUAAAGCUGUUACUUGCGUGAGAUUUAAUGGUAACAUUUUACAAAAAAAGCAACCAGGUUCCUCUAAACAGUAUUGCUGUGUUGCUAUAGGAUCACGCGAUCGUUCUUUAUCCGUCUGGUUGACGUCCUUAAAAAGGCCUUUAGUAGUAAUACAUGAAUUAUUUACACAUUCAGUCUUAGAUGCUAGUUGGUCACCAUGUGGUCUUCGAUUAGCUGCUUGUUCUUGGGAUGGAUCUGUUGUACUUAUUGAAUUCACACAGCAGGAAUUAGGUCAACCAUUAGAUCCUGCUGAACAAAGUAGUCUUCAUGAACGAUUAUAUGGUAAACCGUUGGUUCAAGGAGGUUGUACUGUAAUGGAAGCACCCGAGCUUCUUAAUCUAAAAACAUCGACACCAUCGACACAACCAACUUCAGCACCUCCAAAUAUAAAUUUAGUACAUCCACCCAAUACUACUACAACUACUCCUGCUAAAGGUCCAAUUAAUAAGCAAAUUGAAACAAGAACAUCAGAUGGUAAAAGGCGAAUAACACCAAUGUUUAUACCACCACCAUCUGAUACAAUGGAUUCGUCAAAUAAUAGACUAGGAACUCCAACAUUUACAAGCCAAGUAAAAAGUUCCAUUGUUAUUGAGAAACGAAACGACGUCGUAACGCCUAAUGUUACUUCAUCUUUAAAUUCAACAAAUAUAAACAGUCAAGCUUCUACACUUACCUUAAAACGUCGCGACCAGUCGACUCCAAAAUCAUAUCAUACACCAUUUAACAAGAAACCAAAAAUUGCAUCUGAAAGAAAUAUAAAUCAAGUUAUAUUUCCUCCAUUAAAACCGUCCAGUUCAUUGUCUCAACAAGCUGGUCACUAUGCAGUAACUGUUACUAACAGCCAAGGUUUAGCUCAUUUACAAGUAUUUAAAGGCACAGAUUCUGAACCUACUUGGGAUUUGUAUCUGGGAUAUAGCGCUGUAGCGCUUGCAGCAUCACCGACAGUUAUAGCACUUGGGUUAGAAGAUGGUAGCCUCCAUACAUUUCAUCCUACAAAAGGAUGCCGUCCAGCACCUCCAUUAGCACCGCCUGCACCACUUGCAAAAGUUCAUGCAGUUGGAAAUGCAGUAAUGGUUAUUUCAAGCUGUGGUGCUGUGCGUGUAUGGGAAAUAGGAUACUCGUGUAGAAUGAUAGUUUCUACAUCUGCUGCACAUUUAGCAGUACCUGGUACCUCUUUAUUAUCCUGUACUUUAUAUAAUGGAAUGCCCCAUUUAGCUUUCACGAACGCUAGAGCAUAUAUAUAUCAUAAAGAAAUGGGUACAUGGCUACUCAUUGGUGACAGUCAAGAUCCUAUAUGGCGUUGGGCUUCAUUUAAUGCAUCAAGUGCAUCUGGAAAUAGAGCACCUAGAGGUCCAUUAUCUUCUUUGCAGGAAGGACUGUUUAGAACAGCUGGAAAUACUUUACCCAAUCCGAGGUUACCUCAUAGUGCUCCAAGUGUAGUAUCAUAUUUAGAACAACAGCUACUUGCUUCCAAAGCUCUUGGAAGUGCUCAAGAAUACAUACAUUGGCUCAUGGCUUUAGUAUCAUUUUUAUUAACUCAAGACGGAUUAGAGAAACGUCUAAGGUUAAUUCUAGAUGAAUUUUUGGGUCCAAGUCACACAACAGCUUCUAAGAGCAUAUGGGAUCCUUUAAUUUUGGGGAUUAAAAAGCAUAAACUUUUGGAAGAUGUAUUAUCUGUUAUUGGAGGACAUCUUCGCUGGCAAAGAUUGUAUCUUGAGUACACGGAACAAUUAACAACACUGAAAAAUCAAACUAAUUAAAAGUAAUUUUUCAACAUAUAGGUAUAGAAUUUAUAUCGUGAUCAUUAUACAUUCUAAAAUGGUGUCUAGAAACUUGAAAAACAUAAUUAUUUUAUUAAACAUAUCUAUAAUAAAAAUAUAAUAAUGAACAUAAUUUCAUAAACUUCUGAUUUCUGUAACAACUGUAACAUGUGAAUUGCUAAUUUUAAACUUAAAAUGAUACAUUUUUUCCCUAUAUAUAAUCAGCAUAAAUAU